Molecule: messenger RNA, 558 nt
Organism: Mucor mucedo
Lineage: Eukaryota; Fungi; Mucoromycota; Mucoromycetes; Mucorales; Mucoraceae
Exons: 2
Coding region: 48-452 (134 amino acids)
Source: RefSeq, a predicted model, not a curated record
AUCCCAAAACACCAGAAAUUUAUCCAAAUCAGAUUUUAUUUCGAUUAAUGUGCGAUACAAAUUGGUGCACAUUUUGCGAUUGCGCAGUGAGUCCAUACUCGGAUUCAGUAUAUUGUUCCGAUGAAUGUUAUCGACGAGAUGCAUCAUUUAUGGAUGCUGACCUUUCCCGUUAUUCAACCUUGCCACCUCACAGACGUAGCAAUAGUAUAAGCAGCGAAGACCUUGCUUUGAUGUAUUCUGAAUCAAUACACAGUCCUCUUCCUGAUAAAACUGUACGACAGUCGUUCCCACCACCUUUGCUAUCAUCAUCGAUAUCCCCGGCCAAUAGUCAUGAAGAAUUGGCUUUGAGAACACCUAUUAAUGUAUCGUGUGAUUCCCCAAUUUGUGAAAAGUUAGAUUUCUCCACAGACACUCCAGAUUAUAUUUUUAAUAGCAUACAAUCUAGAGAUUAGUUUAAUUUAAUCUGGCGCUCAAAAAAAAAGAAAGCCCUACUAUAUAUUACAUGCAUAUAAUAAACAUAUAAAAAAAAGGGCAUCUCAUACACGUUGAUGUAACCCC